CUUAUUUUCCCUCAUCUUCUAGCCCUAUUUUGGUUAAACGGUCUAUAUUAGCAGAGGAAUUCCUUCUAGGAUUUCCCUGACUCGGGCUCCAUUAAUCUACCAGCCAUGGGAGACUUUGGCCCGGCCGUGCCGGCCUCCGAUGCGGAGGUACCUCGUAUCGCUCCAUCACUCUCGACAGAUCCCGAUGAAAUCUCGGUGUUGGUCACUGGGUUCGGUCCAUUCAAGACCAACAUAGUCAAUGCCUCGUACUUGAUUGCUUCGUCUCUGCCAGAGUCGGUUGACCUUCUCUCGGCCAGUCCUUCGGAAGGCUCACUUCGUCGAAUAUCAAUACACGUUCAUCCCUCGCCCAUCCCGGUCGCUUACUCUACAGUGCGGACAUCUGUUCCAACCAUCCUAGAGGAUUAUGCCAAGUCUCAUGGAGGUCGACGACCAGAUAUAAUACUCCAUAUUGGAAUAGCGGCAACAAGAUCAUACUAUUCGAUCGAGACACAGGCGCAUCGAGACUCCUACCAUCUGUCCGAUGUCAAAGGCAGAAUUGGCUACGAAGAUGGAGAGAAGCUAUGGAGGGAGCUCCAACUCCCCCCAGUGCUCCAAGCAGGUCGUGCCGCGGAUCCUACCGGUGUACCACAGCCCUAUCUCCACCCCAAGCCGCCCAAUGAAGACUUUCUCAGCAUGUGGCAGUCCUUUGUACCCUCUGCAGAUAUCCGGAUAUCAGAGGAUGCCGGACGUUACCUUUGCGAGUUUAUCUUGUACACAAGCCUUGCACAAGCGCUGCAACAGGGCCAGCACCGAAACGUUGUGUUCCUCCACGUGCCCGGAUCUUGCAAUGAUGAGGAUAUUGAGAAAGGUACAGGUGUCGCGGUCGGGUUGAUCAAAGCUCUUGCUACGUCCUGGGUCGGCGAAAAGGUAUAGAACCGUAUUUGGAUUGCUGAUAUCUUUUUGGAAAGCACGGGCAAGGGCAUUGGGCGAUAUAUAUGCUUGUAUUACUAUAGCAUGAUGCACUGUCUGGUUUCUAAGUUGGAUAUCCGUCACUACAUACCUUCCGUUGUCUAGAACUUUGGGGACCGUCGUUCCCGAUAUACACGUUUAUCUUGGAGUUGAAUAUAUAUAUACCGCUAUUUACCUCCCAACAGCAA
Aspergillus alliaceus is the source of this 1136-nucleotide messenger RNA. RefSeq names its product putative pyroglutamyl peptidase type I. The record is from RefSeq and is a predicted model, not a curated record. Gene Ontology annotation, biological process: proteolysis. The transcript has 2 exons. The coding region runs from base 106 to 912 and encodes 268 amino acids. NCBI's taxonomy places the organism in Eukaryota, Fungi, Ascomycota, Eurotiomycetes, Eurotiales, Aspergillaceae.